AUGGGCAAUGUUGUGAGGCGAGUCCUUGGUAUCAUACGAGAGGAAUUGGACGAGGACCGCGCAGGAGAGUCAGGCGAGUCGAGUGAGAGUCAAAUGUUCAAUUCAGCGGGAACCAAUUCAGGUCUACAUCGACCUGCACGACCUUUGCCCAAGACCGCUGGCCAGGCACUUACUCACGAAACACAAGCUUUACUCGGCGAAUCUAAUGCCCCGCCGACGAAAACGUCUAUGUUGAGCCUACUGUCCCAUUCGCCAUACGGUGAAGUCUCUCACGUAGCGCAAGUAAUUGCCAUCCCACAAAGCCUGCUCCUACAGGAAGGUAGAUCAACGGGCGCUACCAACGCUGCGGAUGACUUAAAAUCAGAGGUCGUUGAGGGGAUCGAUGAGCUCCUUGAUGAGUUAAGACAAGCUGAUGACCAAAUCGCUACAUACGCUUUGGAGCAAAUCCACUCUCGGGAAAUAAUAUUGACAAAUUCGACAACAAGGACAACCCAAAAGUUCCUACUCAAGGCAGCUUCCAGGAGAAAUUUGACGGUCAUACUGGUGGAGAGCUUUCCAAACAGUCAUCGUUCGGCGUACGAGAUCCUAACAGGGCGCCCAAAAGGUAAUAGUAGGAGCGGGGAGCAGAUGAACAGGGCUCUGACCGCCGCUGGAGUCACAGUCAUCUUUGCAGCUGAUUCGAUCGUCUUUGGCCUAAUGACCCGUGUCACGAAAGUCAUACUUGAUGCGAACAUCAUCUUUGGUAGCGGGAGCUCGGUGACCUUGGUGGGGAGCAAGCUUAUUGCUAGGGCGGCGAAAUUGCACCGGUCGCCAGUAUUGGUCCUUGGCGGCGUCUACAAGAUCAGCCCUGACUAUCCCUUCAAUGUUAAUAGCCUGAUGGAAAACGGGGAACCGUCGGCAGAGGUCUCCUGCAUGGAUGAUUACUUGCCAGGAGAGAUUGAGGUAGGCAAGCCCCUGUUCGACCACAUUCCGGCGGAUUUGGUAGAUUUGUACAUCACCAACGUAGGCAGCUAUGCUCCCGCAACGCUGUACUCCGUCGUAAACGACCACUAUCGAGCAGAGGACACAGAUCUAGAUUCAGUAUAG
Molecule: messenger RNA, 1086 nt
Organism: Bacidia gigantensis
Lineage: Eukaryota; Fungi; Ascomycota; Lecanoromycetes; Lecanorales; Ramalinaceae
Exons: 1
Coding region: 1-1086 (361 amino acids)
Biological process (GO): translational initiation
Cellular component (GO): eukaryotic translation initiation factor 2B complex
Molecular function (GO): guanyl-nucleotide exchange factor activity; translation initiation factor activity
Source: RefSeq, a predicted model, not a curated record